Molecule: messenger RNA, 1167 nt
Organism: Gryllus bimaculatus (two-spotted cricket)
Lineage: Eukaryota; Metazoa; Arthropoda; Insecta; Orthoptera; Gryllidae
Source: the annotation of a GenBank genome assembly
AUGGAUGGGGUCCCAAUAGGUGAAAAAGAGCUCGUUGAAUUUCUUACUGAAGAAAUAGCUGCAGAAAAAAAACUUCAAAAGGUUAAAACAAUUCCAACAGAAGUGGAGGAUUUUAAAGUUGAGUUGAAUGGUAGUGAAGUCACAUUAACAAAGAAAAGUGGUGAUGAGAAAAUUACAGUUUUCUUCAAUGUGAACCACACUGUGGAUGCAGAGAGUGAACCAGAAUUAAAUCCUAACAUGGACAAACCAGAAUUUGCUGACAUGAGAUCAAAACCAAAUUUUGAAGUUGAUAUUCAGCGAGGAAAUAGGACUCUCGGAUUCACAUGCUCUUUCAAUGCUGAUCAAACACCACAAGAAGGUUAUAGCAAUGAUGUCUUUGGCAUUGAUGAGGUUACACUCUAUGAUGGAGAAUGGUCUGAACAAACAUAUGCAGUAGCUGGAGAUGUAUUAGAUGGGUACCUGUAUGAUCUGCUAAUGAAUAUCUUGGAAGAGAAAGGCAUUUCAAAUGAAUUUGUUGAAAAAUUGUCAGACCUGAGCACUGCUUACGAGCACAGUUGUUACCUGGCUCUCUUAGAAAAUCUUCAGAAAUUUGCCUCUGGAAAGUGAAUCUAUAUUCAUUAGUUAAAUGUAGAAAUGUGAAACAAAUUACCAAUUCCAUUUAAGUCAAUCCAACUGCGAAUAUUUUAAAGACUGCAGUAGAUUGUCAAAACCAGUGUUAAUGUUGUUCUCAACAAAUAUUCAAUAAAUGUAUGUUUGAUUCUUUUUUUCUAAAAAUUACUUUAUUUCAAAUGUCCCUUUUGUAUGGUCCUUUUAGUUAUGAAACAUACAGCAUGACCAUAUCAGGGAGAGGGGGAAUCAGUACUAAAAAAAGUUACAAUUAAGAUACCAAAAGCCUGUAAAUGAAGGCGAGGGUGGAAAGAAAGUGAAUUUGAAUUAAAAGUUCAGAAACCAACUUUAAUAAUGGUAUUUCAUAGUGAAGAUGUUUCUUUUAAGGUGUUCUGUGUAACAAAGUAAAUUUAGGGUACAUAUUACUAAGCUGCGGGUUUAAGGCGAGAAUCUGCAGAAAUGAGCACUUAAAAAUCGUAAAAUUGGCACUAUCAAUUUUUCUUAUCCUUAUUUAUGUACUUGUUUAGCAAGUUUCUGAAGAUAAUAUAAUAUAGUUACAUU